Messenger RNA from Rosa rugosa (rugosa rose), 3984 nucleotides. RefSeq lists its product as uncharacterized. Gene Ontology annotation, biological process: recognition of pollen; protein phosphorylation. The record is from RefSeq and is a predicted model, not a curated record. Gene Ontology annotation, molecular function: ATP binding; protein kinase activity. Lineage: Eukaryota; Viridiplantae; Streptophyta; Magnoliopsida; Rosales; Rosaceae. The transcript has 15 exons. The coding region runs from base 242 to 3880 and encodes 1212 amino acids.
AUACCACCCGUCUUUCUCAGCCUGACCCAUCAUUCCAUCAACCUCUAGCUCGAUUUGUAGGCGGCCAAAAGUGUGUUCAAAAUUCAAAUUCUUUGUGGGCCUUUAAAGUCAGCUAACGUGUAGUUUCGGGUCAAUGCCCCUACUAGAAGAUGAUACAGCUCUUGGUGUUCUCCUCCCCGUCCCAUCUGCAACUUGUGAAACACUACUUUAAAGCUGUUGUGAUCAGCAGGCGUUUCAACAAAUGGGCAUUCUUUCAUUCAUUUUCAUUGGAGUUUACUUCUUAAAAAUCUCAAUUUUAGCUGAUUCCAUUUCCAGCCAUGGAGGAUAUGAAUUGGGUUUCUUGAGUAGACCAAAGGGUGUUCAUAGGAGGAGUCUUUUGGCCUCAACUUCUGGAGACUAUUGUGACAACAAUGACCUUUGUGGCUCCAAUGGAAUGUGUGUCAUCAGCAAUUCACCGGUUUGUACUUGUUUAAAUGGGUUUGAACCCAAGGCACCAGAAAAAUAUAACUCUGGGGACUAUUCAGGUGGUUGUGUCCAGGCUCAACCUUCCAACUGCCAAAAUAAGGAUGAUGGGUUUGAGAUAUAUGCUGGGGUCAAAUUGCCAGAUACCACAGAUUCUCGGGCUAAUCAGAGUAUGAGUGUAGAGGACUGCAGGGAAAAUUGCUUGAACAACUGUACUUGUGUGGCUUAUGCAAGCUCUAGUGUCAAUGGCUGCACUAUCUGGUUUGGUGAUUUAAACAACAUUAGGAAGCUUUCAGAUGGUGGGGAGGAUCUGAACGUUCGAAUACCUGCUUCAGAAUUAAAGAAAAACCACUCACUUAAGACAAAGAUAGCGGUGAUUGUUGCAUCUGUUGUUGCGGUUGUCAUUGGGAUGCUCUUGGUUGCGUAUUGCAUUCACAGGAGGAGAACAAAAUUCAAAGAGAAAAUGGGAAAGAAUGGAAUGACGAAUCAGAACUAUGAUGGACAGAACGAAGACAUCGAGCUACCAAUAUUUAGUUUGUCCACAAUAGUCACAGCCACUGAUAACUUUUCAUUCAACAUGAAACUUGGAGAAGGUGGCUUUGGGCCUGUAUACAAGGGUAGUCUAGUGGAUGGGCAAGAAAUUGCUGUGAAGAGACUCUCACGAAGUUCAGGGCAAGGACCAACCGAGUUCAAAAAUGAAGUACUACUAAUAGCCAAACUUCAGCACCGAAAUCUUGUAAGGCUCCUAGGUUGUUGCAUUGAGGGAGAAGAAAGAUUGUUGAUUUAUGAAUACAUGCCCAACAACAGCUUGGACUUCUACCUUUUCGAUGAAAAUCGAGCAAGACUAUUGGCUUGGCCUCAACGCUUUCACAUUAUCUGUGGGAUAGCCAGAGGUCUUCUUUAUCUACAUCAAGACUCCAGAUUGCGGAUUAUUCAUAGAGAUCUUAAAGCAAGUAAUGUUUUGCUUGAUAAGGAGAUGAACCCAAAAAUCUCAGACUUUGGCAUGGCUAGAACAUUUGGAGGAGAUCAGACUGAAGGAGUUACAAGAAGAGUUGUUGGAACCUAUGGUUAUAUGGCACCAGAAUAUGCAAUUGAUGGUAAAUUCUCUGUAAAAUCGGAUGUUUUUAGUUUUGGCAUUUUAUUGUUGGAAACAUUAAGCGGGAAGCGAAGUAGAGGAUUUUAUGAUCCUGUUCAUAACCUUAACCUCAUUGGACAUGCAUGGCGAUUGUGGAAAGAAGGAAGAUCUUCAGAGUUGAUCGAUGGAUGCUUAAGGGACUCCUGCAGUCUGUCAGAAAUCUUGUGUUGCUUCCAUAUUAGUCUUUUAUGUGUGCAAGAGCUUCCUGAGGACAGGCCAAAUAUUUCAACCGUGAUUCUCAUGUUAGGUGGUGGUUCUGCCUUGCCUCUGCCCCAAAAACCAGGUUUUUUCUGUAGAAGUUCAUCUGAAGCAGAUUCUUCUUCCUGUGUGAAUGCAACAUCUUCAAAUUUUCCCAGCCUGCCCCAUCAACUUGUAGCUCGAUUUGUGGGUCCAAGAAGUGUGUUCAAAUUCACCAAACGUGUACUUUCGGGUCAAUACAGCUCUCUCGGUUGCCCUCCCCAUCUCGUCUGCAACUUGUCAACUAAAAUGGGCAUUCUUUCAUUCAUUUUCAUUGGAGUUUACUUGUCCCUGUUUUUGUUAAAAAUCUCAACUUUAGCUGAUUCCAUCCCCAACCUUGGCGGCUAUGAAUUGGGUUUCUCGGGUAGACCAAAGGGUGUUCACAGGAGGAGUCUCUUGGCCUCAACUUCUGGAGACUACUGUGACAACAAUGACCUCUGUGGCCCCUAUUCAAUCUGUAUCAUCAGUAGUUCACAGGUUUGCAAUUGUUUGAAAGGGUUUAAGCCUAAAGCACCAGACAAAUUUAACAAUGGUGAAUAUUCAGGUGGUUGUGACCGCACUGAAGCUUUGAAUUGCCAAAAUAAGGAUGAUGGGUUUGUGAAAUAUGCUGGGGUGAAGUUGCCAGAUACUACAGAUUCUCGGGUUAACCAGAGUAUGAGUCUCGAGGAAUGCAGGGAAAAUUGCUUCAACAACUGUUCUUGUGUGGCUUAUGCAAGCUCUAAUGUCAAUGGCUGCACUAUCUGGUUUGGUGUUCUAAACAACAUUAGGAAGCUUUCGGAUGGUGGGGAGGAUCUGAACAUUCGAAUACCUGCUUCAGAAUUAAAGGGAAACCACUCACCUAAGACAAAGAUAGCUGUGAUCUUUGCAUCUGUUGUUGCGGUUGUAAUUGGGCUGCUCUUGUUUGCUUAUGGCAUUCACAGGAGGAGAAUAAAGUUCAAAGAGAAAAUGGGACAGAAUGGAAUGACUCAUCAAAACUAUGACGGACAGAAUGAAGAUUUAGAGCUGCCAAUAUUUAGUUUGUCCACAAUAGUCACUGCCACUGAUAACUUUUCAUUCAACAAGAAACUUGGAGAAGGUGGCUUUGGCCCUGUAUACAAGGGUUGUCUAGUGGAUGGGCAAGAAAUUGCUGUGAAGAGACUCUCACGAAGUUCAGGGCAAGGACCAACCGAGUUCAAAAAUGAAGUACUACUAAUAGCCAAACUUCAGCACCGGAAUCUUGUAAGGCUCCUAGGUUGUUGCAUUGAGGGAGAAGAGAGAUUGUUGAUCUAUGAAUUCAUGCCCAACAACAGCUUGGACUUCUACCUUUUUGAUGAAAAUCGAGCAAGACUAUUGGCUUGGCCUCAACGCUUUCACAUUAUCUGUGGAAUAGCCAGAGGUCUUCUUUAUCUACAUCAGGACUCCAGAUUGCGGAUUAUUCAUAGAGAUCUUAAAGCGAGUAAUGUUUUGCUUGAUAAGGAGAUGAACCCAAAAAUCUCAGACUUCGGCAUGGCUAGAACUUUUGGAGGAGAUCAGACUGAAGGAGUUACAAGAAGAGUUGUUGGAACCUAUGGUUAUAUGGCACCGGAAUAUGCAAUUGAUGGUCAAUUCUCUGUAAAAUCCGACGUUUUUAGUUUUGGCAUUUUAUUGUUGGAAACAUUAAGCGGGAAGAGAAGUAGAGGAUUUUAUGAUCCUGUUGAUAACCUUAACCUCAUUGGUCAUGCAUGGCGAUUGUGGAAAGAAGGAAGAUCUUCGGAGUUGAUUGAUGGAUGCUUAAGGGACUCCUGCAGUCUGUCAGAAAUCUUGUGUUGCUUCCAUAUUAGUCUUUUAUGUGUGCAAGAGCUUGCUGAGGACAGGCCAAAUAUUUCAACCGUGAUUCUCAUGUUAGGUGGUGGUUCUGCCUUGCCUCUGCCCAAAAAACCUGGUUUUUUUGGUAGAAGUUCAUCUGCAGCAGAUUCUUCUUCAUGUAAGAAUGCAACAACAUCUUCAACUAACGAUGAAACAUCUUCAAGUAUGAAUUAUACAUAUUCAAACUAUGACUCUACAAUAACAGUAUUGGAGGGUCGAUAAGAUUCACUCAACUGCAAUUUUGUAGCAUGUAAGUUGAAACCAUUUUGUAAGAAAAUAGUGGAAGUACAUAAAAAGUGAAAUUAUUUCGAAAUGCACCUUGAAAA